This is a messenger RNA of Selaginella moellendorffii, 1743 nucleotides long. Its product is annotated as ATPase family AAA domain-containing protein 1. Gene Ontology annotation, molecular function: ATP hydrolysis activity; ATP binding. Lineage: Eukaryota; Viridiplantae; Streptophyta; Lycopodiopsida; Selaginellales; Selaginellaceae. The transcript is spliced from 5 exons. The record is from RefSeq and is a predicted model, not a curated record. Gene Ontology annotation, cellular component: mitochondrial outer membrane. Bases 116 to 1603 code for a protein of 495 amino acids.
CCAAACCCUAAUCUCAUAACCGCCAUUGUUGGGCGGAGAAGAGCGAUCGAGAAGGAGCGAUCGAGUUGGGGCUUUGCGGGGCGGCGGCGGCGCGGCGAUCUUUCUCUCCCCGUCCAUGGCAGGCGUCGCGACUCCCAACCACGCCCUCCUCUUCAUUGCUGGCGGCGCCUACCUCUCGAGUAAGCAAUCCUCCACAGAUCUCUUUCCCCGGCGCAUCGAUCAGAAUUUCGCGGAGCCGAGAGGUUUUAGCAGGGUUUAUGUGACAAGGAAUCCACGCCGGCCGCUGGCGCUGUCGGCAUCGAUCCAGCGCGCCCCCAUUCGCGGGCCGAGCUUGAGCGUGGCGGUCAAGAAGCGGCGAGAAUUGGGCCAAGCCCGAGCUUUCUGGAGCGAUGCUUUUGAGGGCUACUUGGGCGAGGAGAACGAGCUCCCCCAGGACCCUUGGAACCGGCUCACGAGGUUCUUGCGGAGGAGCGUCUCGGGUGUUGGAAAGGGGCGGUCCGGGACUUUCUUGGAGCAAGUUUUUCUUUACGCUGUCUAUGCCGCGGUGAGCUGCUUGGUCCAGCUUAUAGGCCUGCGGUACAUGGAUCCACACAGGAUCGACACGAAGAAGGCCACCGCCUGUAAGAAGGAGUUGUCCAAGCGCUUGGGACGUGAUCUCAAGCAAACCAACAUGUACGAGGAUAUUAUUGCUGGGAACGUCGUGAAUCCGCAGGGGAUUGACGUGACUUUUUCGUCCAUCGGUGGAUUGGAAGAUGUGAAAGACUCUUUGUAUGAGCUCGCGAUUCUUCCUCUGCAACGCCCGGAGCUCUUCUCGCAGGGAAAGCUGCUGAGACCCCAGAAAGGAGUGCUUCUUUAUGGACCACCGGGGACUGGGAAGACUCUUCUUGCGAAAGCACUCGCCAAGGAGGCGCGAGCGGUGUUUAUAAACGUCCAGAUCGCGAGUCUGAUGAGCAAAUGGUUGGGCGAUGCACAGAAGCUCGUGACUGCUGUAUUUACCUUGGCUCACAAGCUCCAGCCUUCUAUCAUCUUCAUCGAUGAAGUGGACAGCUUCUUGGGACGUCGAGGAGUUACCAGUCACGAAGUCAUGACUCAAAUGAAGACUGAGUUUAUGGCUCUAUGGGAUGGCUUGACCACUGAUCAGAAUGCAAGGGUGCUUGUCUUGGCUGCCACGAACAGGCCAUGGGAGCUGGACGAAGCCAUCCUCCGCCGUCUUCCUCGAGCUUUCGAGAUUGGUAUGCCGGACGUGAAGCAGCGAGCGAGCAUUCUCCAAGUUUUGCUCAAGGAAGAGCGAGUGGAGGACGACCUCGACAUCGACUACUUGGCGAGCUUGUGUGACGGCUGCAGUGGAUCCGACUUGACCGAGCUUUGCAAGCAGGCUGCCUAUCUUCCUAUCCGGGAUCUCCUCGAGCAGGAAAAGCACGGGUUGUCAUCUGGAAAGGUUGCAAGAAAGCUCAAGCAGAGUGACUUCGAGUCCGUUCUCAUGAACAAUCGCUCGUCCAAAGCGGCGGCAUUCGAGUACCAAAGCAAGAAGCAUUACGAUAAGAACAAUCGAGACAACAUCCCAGUCUUCACCACCAGCGAUUUUCCGUUCGCUUGCAACUAAGAAAAAGAAAACGAGGAAGGUACUCUCGAUUACGAAGGAUUCUUUGCGUGUAAUAGAUGGUUGCUAGACAAGAACUAUGGCUCCACAGGAUUAUUUCUUCACAGGGAAACUUUAAUAGAUGCUUGAGUUUUAAUCGGAAA